Bactrocera oleae (olive fruit fly) is the source of this 1311-nucleotide messenger RNA. Its product is annotated as transmembrane protein 267. The record is from RefSeq and is a predicted model, not a curated record. Lineage: Eukaryota; Metazoa; Arthropoda; Insecta; Diptera; Tephritidae.
AGUUGAAUCGAUUAUUUAGAAAGAGAACGGAUUUUUUUUUAAAUUUAGGAACAAGGAUGUUUUCUGAUGAAACUUAUUGUAUAGCUUGCUACAUCAUGUAUCCUUCUAACCUGUAGAAUUUCCGCAAACAAAAUUUAUUCGAAAAGUGAUUUAAUAAAUUUUGUUAUUAUUUACUGAAUGCAACCGUGACGAAUGAAAACAGAACACAGCUGUUCAGUUCAAGGUUCAAGAAAUUAAUCAAUUACCGGUGAAAAAACAACACAAAAUGUAGAGUAUGUGGUAAAUGCGGUAAUUUGUACACAAACCGUGUAAAGUAAAUUAGGGCAUUGUUAUUAGUAGUGGGAGGGCAUUGAGAAUUACCGCCUCAUCACCUUAAGUUUGCACAUGGCCAAAUCAAAAGGUGACGAGUGCACAACUUUGAAAAAUCGACACAGUUACAAAUUGUGAAUUACGAUUUUGAUCACAACUAUAAAUUGAGUGUCGAAAAAUAUAAGAACGGCAAUAACUUUGAUCCGUCCACAAAAAAGAAAAAAAAACAAUAGUUAAAAUCAAAAUAUCUUUGUAUCACAUUUUUGUUACUUUGUUUGGUGACAUCAGUUUUUUAUAAACUGCAAAUGCACUGCCAUAUAAUGGUCUACGUACGCAUUGUACUUACAACAUUAUUGACUAUCACUUGUCUGCUGGGAGAUAAUUUUGUUGAGCUGACGCAACAUCCUUUAUUAAAAGCAUUGGCCGAUAAUGCUACACACGCUAUAAUUGGUGCAUUAACAGGCAUUGCGUUCGCUGUACAAUUUCACGAGCGUACCAGCAAUUUGCUGGGAUGGUUCCUGAUAUUCACCUGUUUCGCCGUAUCUUCUUUGAUUGAUUUGGAUCACUUUAUAGAAGCGCGUUCAUUGUACUUAGAGGAUGCGACUAAUUUACCACGGCGACCUUUUCUGCAUUGUUCGAGUAUAAUUUUUCUACUACUCAUAUUCUACAUAUGCACAGCGAGUUUAAACUAUUUUAAGACAUCUUUAACCUUUGGAGUGUUGUUUUGCGCUUUUGUCACACAUCAUACCCGUGAUGCCGUGCGUCGUGGUUAUUGGUUUUGCCCGAUUGGACAUACUGGCCGCGUGCCGAAUGUGGCUUACAUUGUGAUAACCGUUUUGACGCCACAUUUGGUGGCAUAUUUACAUGGCAUUUGUCGUAGCGGACCAGUGCAAUACUUCCUGGGUCAGUAUAUCAAGCUGAGCGAUAAUUAUCGUGUUGGAAGUGGCGGCUACCGUUAUAUGAAUGUGUAAUUUUUUUAAAAUUAAUAUUUAAUUGUUAAAA